GAGGGGGCCGAGCCAGGAGCCAUGUGCCCAAUAGACGGAGAGCAGAGGCGGGACGUCCAGGUCGCGUCUCCCGUCACUAGGGAAACCGAUGCAGCCCGAGGCCGCGCAGGAUGCCGAGCGCCGAGGAGCAGGCCGCUCUGGCCUCGGAGAACGCGGACUACGAGCCCGGCGCAGACCCGAGGCUGCGACUCCUGGGGACCUACGUGGCUCGGAGCCUGCGGCCGGCCGCGGGCGCCUGGGAGAGCUGCGCAGGGAGCGCCGAGGCGGAGCGGCUGCUGCAGGCCUUCCUGGGCUGCGAUGCUGCCGAGGGGCCGCGGCCGCUGCUGGUGGUGCAGCCUGGGCCCGGGGGCCUGGCGCUGCGACCCGGGCUGGACGCGGGACCCGAGCCCGGCCUGGCUCGCGCUAAAGGGCUAUUUUUCCUGCGCACCAGGUCCGAGCCUCCAGGAACCCACAGCCUCCGCGGCGCGGUGCUCUGCGGGGACCUGCCCGCGGCGCCUCUGCAGCAUCUGGCCGCACUGUUCUCCGAGGUCAUUAUACCUGUCUUAGCCAAUGAGAAGAACCAUCUAGAUUGGCCCCACAUGGUAUGUCAGGACAUCAGACACCACUCCCACGCCUUGCAGUGUGGCCUCCUGGUAAUCCUUGAGCAUGCAAAGGGAAGAACCUUACUGCCUCUUCCAGUUGGCACAGAAAAAAUGGAGUUCAUUGACUGCCGAAAUGAGCCAGUCUUGGAUUCUGUAGAUAAGUCAGUUGUCUAUGCCAUUGAGUCUACAGUGAUCAAAUGGAGCCACCAAGUCCAGGUGGUACUCAAGAGAGAGUCUUCUCAGCUGCUCUUACAAGGGGAGAAUCCCACCCCCAGGGUGGAGCUGGAAUUCUGGAAGAGCAGGUAUGAGGAUCUCGAACACAUCUAUAAUCAACUGAGGACAGUGAAGGUGAAGGGCAUGGCUGGACUCCUGGACAAACUUCAGAGCAGCUACCUGCCAGCUUUCAAAACCAUGUGCAGAGACGUUGUAGCAGCUCUGACAGAGGCCCAGGAUAUUCAUGUACACCUGUUACCACUCCACCAACACCUGGAUGCUCUGGAGAGCCUGGAGUUUCCUGAGGUGAAAGCCAGGCUGCUGCCUCUACUUCACGUGGUCUGUCUGAUUUGGGCCAAUUGCAAAUGCUACCGCUCUCCAGGGAGGCUCACGGUCCUGCUCCAGGAAAUCUGCAACCUCCUCAUCCAACAGGCCUCUAGUUACCUCAACCCAGAAGACCUCCUGAGAAGCGAGGUGGAAGAAAGUCAGAGAAAACUGCAAGUGGCCUCGGACACCUUAAGCUUCUUGAAACAGGUGUUUCAGGAUAGAAGGGAAUAUCUCUACACUUACUUCAAAGAGAAUGAGGAAGUCAGAGAAUGGGAUUUCCAGCCCUCUUUGGUCUUUGUACGACUGGAUGGCUUCUUGGGCCAACUGUGUGUGGUGGAGGAUCUGAUGAAGACAGCCUUGGACUUCAGCAAGCUGGAAAGGCUUGAGUUCAGUGGCAUCCGAGGGAACGUCCUGAGUCAGCAGGUCCAGCAAAUGCAUGAGGAGUUUCAGGAGAUGUACAAAGUCUUCUCGGAAUGCUCCUACAACUGCUUGGACCCCCAGAGCACGGAAUUUGAAAAUGACAUCUCUGAAUUUAACCAGAAAGUAGAAGACCUUGAUCGUAGACUGGGGACUAUCUUGAUUCAAGCUUUUGAUGAUAUACCUGAUGUAGAGCAUGCAUUUAAGCUGCUAGACAUAGCAGGAAACCUUCUUGAAAGACCCCUGGUAGCACAGGAUACAUCACAUAAAUACCUGGUCCUCAUCCAAAUGUUCAGCAGAGACCUGGAUGCCGUGAGGAUCAUCUACAGUCAGCACAUCCGGGAUGAGGCAGAACAUGGAUUCUCCCCUGUGCACAAGAACAUGCCCGCCAUGGCUGGAGGCAUCCGCUGGGCACAGGAGCUGAGGCAGCGCAUCAAGGGUCCUUUCAGCAGCAUCACACACAUCACACAUCCGUGUAUGCAAUCUGCUGAAGGAAAAAGAAUGAUACAAAAAUAUGAAGAUUUGCUGUCACUGUUGGAGAAGUAUGAGACAGGACUUUAUGAGGACUGGUGUCAGACAGUGUCAGAGAAGUCACAGUUCAAUCUCUCCCUGCCACUUCUUCAGCGUGACCCCAACACAAAGCAGAUCUCUGUCAACUUUAACCCACAGCUGAUUUCAGUGCUGAAAGAAAUGAGCUACCUAGAGCCCAGCGAGAUGAAGCACAUCCCCGAGGCUGCAGCAGCCCUGUUUUCCUCCAGGGAAUUCUAUCGGCAGCUUGUGGCCAACUUGGAGUUGAUGGCCAAUUGGUACAACAAGGUUAUGAAAACUCUGCUCGAGGUGGAAUUUCCGUUAGUGGAGGAAGAACUACACAAUAUUGAUCUGCGCUUGAGAGCUGCAGAGGAGACUCUGAAUUGGAAAACAGAAGGCAGUUGGGAUUAUGUCCUUCAAAUCAGCAAGAGCAUUCAUGAUCUGGAACAAAGAAUCCAGAAAGCAAAAGACAAUGUGAAAGAGAUUCAGAGCAUCAUGGAAACAUGGGUGUCCCCAGUAUUUAAGAGGAAAGAAGGGAAAAGAGAAUGUGUUCUUUCCCUGGAGGAUCAACAUGACCGCAUGGGGAAAUAUUACAGUCUCAUCAGAGAAUCUGGCCACAGGAUUCAUGCUCUUGUCCAGGAAAACCUGGUUCUGUUUUCAGCAGAUCCAUCCUCCAGCAUCUGGAAGACUUAUGUUAACUAUAUAGAUGAAAUGUUGCUGGACGGAUUCUUUCUUGCCAUCGAAUGCUCCCUCAAGUACCUACUGGAAAACACUGAGAAUAAGGCUGGACUCACCCCAAUAUUUGAAGCAGAACUCAGCCUUGCCAUCCCCGAAUUAGUUUUCCAUCCAUCUCUGGACUGUGGAGUGAAGGGGGGCCUCCAUGACAUCAUCGAGAGUCUCGUCAGCAGCAUUUUUGCAAUCUCAUCCCUGGUGCCCCGGCCCUCCUCACACGAUGGCUCAUCACACUAUCAGAGUGACCUGGAGGGUAUGGCCAACUUGGCCAGGCUGCGGAGCAUGCUCAUGGAGAGAGUACAGAAUGUGAUGACCCUUUGCUGUGGCUACCGGAAUACCUUCAGCCAGUAUUCCUACCUCUAUGUGGAGGACCGGAAGGAGAUUCUUAGUCAGUUUCUGCUGUAUGGGCGUGUCCUUACACCUGAGGAAAUGGAAGCCCAUGCAGAAGAUGGCAUUCCAGAGAAUCCACCCCUCCUCCAUCACUUCAAAGCACAAAUCGACUCCUAUGAAAAGCUCUAUGAAGAGGUGGGCAGCCUGGAGCCCACCAAGGUGUUUGAUGGCUGGAUGAAAGUCGAUGUGCGACCCUUCAAGGCAUCUCUGCUUAACAUAAUUAAGAAGUGGAGCCUCGUGUUCAAACAGCAUCUUGUUGACUAUGUCACUAACAGCCUGGCUGACCUUGAGGAAUUUAUAAAAAGCAGUGAGAGUGGUUUGCUCAAGAAAGUGGAGAAAGGAGAUUUCCAAGGAUUAGUUGAGAUCAUGGGACACCUUGUAGCCCUUAAAGAACGGCAGAGCAGCACUGAUGAGAUGUUUGAGCCCCUAAAGCAAACUAUUGAAUUGCUGAAGACCUAUGAACAGGAGCUGCCCGAAGCUGUGUUUAAGCAACUGGAGGAACUUCCUGAGAAGUGGAACAACAUGAAGAAGAUGGCCAUUACCGUGAGGCAGGAGGUAGCCCCACUGCAGGCGAAUGAAGUGGCUCUCCUCCGCCGGAGGUGCACAGCCUUCGAUGUUGAGCAGCAGCAGUUCUGGGAGCAGUUCCGAAAAGAAGCCCCCUUCAGAUUUGAUAGCAUCAACCCACAUCAAACUCUGGAUGUCAGAAAUAGGGAGAUCCAGCACAUGGAAUCCAUCAUGGCCGCCAUCUCUGAGUCCGCCGAGCUAUUUGAGGUCAAUGUUCCUGACUACAAGCAGCUGAAGCAGUGCCGGGAGGAGGCUUGCCUGCUGAAGGAGCUCUGGGACACCAUUGGAAUGGUGACCUCCAGUAUCCAUGCCUGGGAGGCCACCAAGUGGAGAGACAUCAACGUAGAAACCAUGGACUUGGAGUGCAAGCGGUUCGCCCGGCUCAUCCGGAACCUAGACAAGGAAGUCAGAGCCUGGGAUGCAUUCAUAGGUCUAGAAAGUACUGUGUUGAACACUCUGACCUCCCUGAGGGCUGUGGCUGAGCUGCAGAACCCUGCCAUCCGGGAACGGCACUGGAGGCAGCUGAUGCAUGCCACGGGUGUGAGCUUCACCAUGGAUCAGGACACUACCCUGGCUCACCUUCUUCAGCUGCAGCUGCACCACUUCGAGGACGAGGUCCGGGGCAUCGUAGACAAAGCUGUGAAAGAAAUGGGUAUGGAGAAGACAUUAAAGGAGCUGCAGACCACCUGGGCCAGCAUGGAAUUCCAGUACGAGCCCCACGCACGGACUCACGUCCCCCUGCUGCAGUCGGACGAGGAACUCAUUGAGGUUCUGGAGGACAAUCAAGUGCAACUUCAGAACCUGAUGAUGUCCAAGUAUGUUGCUUUCUUCCUGCAGGAAGUGUCAAGCUGGCAGAAGAAGCUGUCCACUGCUGACGCAGUCAUCUCUAUCUGGUUUGAGGUGCAGCGUACCUGGUCUCACCUGGAGAGCAUAUUCAUUGGAUCCGAGGACAUCAGGGCUCAACUACCCCAGGACUCUAAACGAUUUGAAGGCAUUGACACUGACUUCAAAGAGCUGGCAUACGAUGCUCAGAAAACCCCAAAUGUCGUGGAAGCCACCAACAAGUCAGCUCUCUACGAAAAGCUAGAGGAUAUUCAGAGCAGAUUGUGCCUGUGUGAGAAAGCCCUUUCAGAGUACCUAGAUACCAAGAGGCUUGCCUUCCCUCGGUUCUACUUUCUCUCCUCCUCUGACCUGCUAGACAUCCUUUCCAAUGGCACAGCUCCACAACAGGUUCAACGUCACCUUUCCAAACUCUUUGACAACAUGGCCAAGAUGCAGUUCCAGCUAGAUGCCAGUAAGAACCCAAUCAAGACAAGUCUUGGUAUGUACAGCAAAGAAGAGGAGUAUGUGGCCUUCAGUGAACCCUGUGACUGCAGCGGGCAGGUAGAAAUAUGGUUGAACCACGUUCUUUGCCACAUGAAGGCCACAGUGAGACAUGAGAUGACAGAGGGAGUAACUGCCUAUGAGGAGAAGCCCAGGGAGCAGUGGCUAUUUGACUACCCAGCUCAGGUGGCCCUGACCUGUACUCAGAUCUGGUGGACGACAGAAGUGGGCAUUGCAUUUGCCAGGUUGGAAGAAGGUUAUGAAAAUGCCAUGAAGGACUAUUAUAAGAAACAAGUGGCCCAACUCAAAACCCUCAUCACCAUGCUAAUCAGCAAGCUCUCCAAGGGGGACCGGCAGAAGAUCAUGACCAUAUGCACAAUUGAUGUGCAUGCCCGAGAUGUAGUGGCCAAGAUGAUUGCUCAAAAGGUAGACAAUGCCCAGGCUUUCCUCUGGCUGUCCCAGCUACGUCAUCGUUGGGAUGAUGAGGCCAAACACUGCUUUGCUAACAUCUGUGAUGCCCAGUUUCUAUAUUCCUAUGAGUAUCUGGGAAAUACACCUCGCCUGGUGAUCACACCUUUGACUGACAGGUGCUACAUUACCCUCACCCAGUCUCUGCACCUGAUCAUGAGUGGGGCUCCAGCAGGACCUGCAGGCACAGGCAAGACAGAGACCACCAAGGACCUGGGCCGAGCGUUGGGCAUCAUGGUCUACGUGUUCAACUGCUCAGAGCAGAUGGACUAUAAGUCCUGUGGCAACAUCUACAAAGGCCUGGCUCAGACUGGUGCCUGGGGCUGUUUUGAUGAGUUUAACCGAAUCUCCGUGGAGGUCCUAUCUGUGGUGGCAGUACAGGUGAAAAGCAUCCAGGAUGCAAUUAGAGACAAGAAACAGCAGUUCAACUUCCUUGGAGAGGAGAUUAGCCUGGAUCCAUCUGUGGGCAUCUUCAUUACCAUGAACCCUGGAUACGCUGGCCGCACGGAGCUGCCAGAGAACCUCAAGGCCCUCUUCAGGCCUUGUGCGAUGGUUGUUCCAGACUUUGAGCUCAUCUGUGAGAUCAUGCUGGUAGCAGAAGGAUUCAUUGAAGCCCGACUGUUAGCCAGGAAGUUCAUCACCCUUUACCAGUUGUGUAAAGAGCUCCUCUCCAAACAGGAUCACUAUGACUGGGGCCUGCGGGCCAUUAAGUCUGUCCUCGUGGUGGCAGGAUCCUUGAAGCGAGGAGACCCCGACCGGCCAGAGGACCAAGUCCUGAUGCGCUCUUUGAGAGACUUCAACAUUCCCAAGAUUGUGACUGAUGACAUGCCAGUGUUCAUGGGCCUGAUUGGGGACCUCUUUCCUGCUUUGGAUGUCCCUCGGAGGAGAGACCUGAACUUUGAAGCCUUGGUUCGGAAGGCAGUCCUGGACCUGAAGCUCCAGGCUGAGGACAACUUUGUGCUCAAGGUGGUCCAGCUGGAGGAGCUGUUGGCUGUCCGGCACUCCGUGUUUGUGAUGGGCAAUGCUGGCGUUGGCAAGUCACAGGUGCUGAGGUCCUUACAUAAGACUUACCAGAUCAUGAAACGCCGGCCUGUGUGGAUCGACCUGAACCCCAAAGCUGUCACAAAUGAUGAACUCUUUGGCAUCAUCAAUCCGGCCACUCGAGAAUGGAAGGAUGGAUUAUUCUCUUCCAUCAUGCGUGAGCUUGCCAACAUCACUCAUGAUGGGCCCAAGUGGAUUUUAUUGGAUGGCGACAUAGACCCGAUGUGGAUUGAAUCUCUGAACACUGUCAUGGAUGAUAACAAGGUGUUAACCCUAGCAAGCAAUGAGAGGAUUCCUCUUAACCCCACGAUGCGUCUUCUCUUCGAGAUCAGCCACCUGCGCACGGCCACUCCAGCAACUGUCUCCAGGGCAGGGAUCCUGUACAUCAACCCUGCAGACCUGGGGUGGAACCCUCCAGUGAGCAGCUGGAUUGACCAGAGGGAACUCCAGACUGAGAGAGCCAACUUGACCAUCCUGUUUGACAAAUACCUUCCCACCUGCUUGGACACACUCAGAACAAGAUUUAAGAAGAUAAUCCCAAUCCCAGAGCAGAGCAUGGUUCAGACGCUCUGCCACCUUCUCGAAUGCCUCCUGACCAAGGAGGACAUCCCUGCAGACUGCCCCAAGGAAACCUAUGAACUCUAUUUUGUGUUUGCUGCCAUCUGGGCUUUCGGGGGUCCCAUAGUCCAAGAUCAGCUUAUAGACUACCGAGCAGAGUUCAGCAAAUGGUGGCUGACUGAGUUCAAGACAGUCAAGUUUCCUUCACAAGGAACAGUCUUUGACUACUACAUAGACCCAGAGACCAAGAAAUUUGAGCCUUGGGCCAAGCUCAUCCCUCAGUUUGAAUUUGACCCUGAGAUGCCUUUGCAGGCUUGUUUGGUCCAUACAAGUGAGACCAUUCGUGUGUGCUACUUCCUGGAACGGCUUAUGGAGUGGCAGCACCCUGUCAUGCUGGUGGGCUCUGCAGGCUCAGGCAAGUCAGUGCUGGUGGGAGCAAAACUGGCCAGCCUCGACCCUGAGGAAUACCUAGUGAAAAACGUACCCUUCAACUUCUAUACGACAUCAGCAAUGCUACAGGCUGUCCUGGAAAAACCUCUAGAAAAAAAAGCUGGCAGGAAUUACGGCCCUCCAGGCAACAGGAAGCUCAUCUACUUCAUAGAUGACAUGAACAUGCCUGAGAUAGAUGCCUAUGGGACGGUGCAGCCCCACACUAUCAUCAGGCAACAUCUGGACUACGGCCACUGGUAUGAUCGGAACAAGCUAUCCGUAAAAGAGAUCAUGAAUGUGCAGUAUGUCGCCUGUAUGAACCCGACUGCAGGCAGCUUUACCAUUAACCCACGCCUUCAGCGUCACUUCAGCGUGUUUGCCCUCUCCUUCCCGGGAGCUGAUGCCCUCUCUUCCAUCUAUAGCACCAUUCUGAGCCACCACCUGAGGCUUGGAAACUUCCCAGCUUCCCUGCAGAAAUCCAUCCCCUCGCUAAUCAAACUGGCCAUCAUCUUCCACCAGAAAAUCGCUACCACAUUCCUGCCUACAGCCAUGAAAUUCCACUAUGUCUUCAAUCUCAGAGAUUUGGCCAACAUUUUCCAGGGCAUCCUUUUCUCCUCAGUGGAAUGUGUGAAAUCCACCCAGGAUCUGGUAAAGCUCUAUCUGCAUGAGUCCAAUCGGGUUUAUCGAGAUAAAAUGGUAGAAGAAAAGGACUUUGAUCUUUUUGACAAAAUCCAGACAGAAGUCCUCAAGAAAAAUUUUGAUGAUAUUGAAGAGACAAUGCAGCAGACCGGGAGUCUGAACAUGUAUUGCCACUUUGCAAAUGGCAUUGGUGAGCCCAAGUACAUGCCUGUACAGUCAUGGGAACUUUUGACGCAGACUCUGGUGGAAGCCCUGGAGAACCACAAUGAAGUGAACACUGUGAUGGACCUGGUGCUCUUUGAGGAUGCCAUGCGCCACGUCUGCCACAUCAACCGCAUCUUGGAGUCCCCACGAGGAAAUGCCCUGCUGGUUGGUGUUGGUGGGAGCGGCAAGCAGAGUCUGACGAGACUGGCAGCUUUUAUCAGCUCCAUGGACGUGUUCCAGAUCACUCUGCGCAAAGGCUACCAGAUCCCUGACUUCAAGGUGGACCUGGCCAACUUGUGUCUGAAAGCUGGAGUGAAAAAUCUCAGCACAGUGUUUCUCAUGACCGAUGCCCAUGUGGCUGAUGAGAGGUUCCUGGUGCUCAUCAAUGAUCUUCUGGCAUCUGGAGAGAUCCCAGAUCUCUACACUGAUGAGGAAGUUGAAAACAUCUUAAGCAAUGUGAGGAACGAGGUCAAGAGCCAAGGUCUGGUUGACAACAGAGAGAACUGCUGGAAGUUCUUCAUAGAUCGGGUCCGACGACAGCUGAAGGUCACUCUCUGCUUCUCCCCUGUGGGGAACAAGCUGAGGAUCCGCAGCAGGAAGUUUCCAGCCAUUGUGAACUGCACUGCCAUCGAAUGGUUCCACGAGUGGCCUCAGCAGGCAUUGGAGUCCGUGAGCCUCUGCUUCUUGCAGAAAACAGAGAACAUGGAGCCUGCACUAAAGCAGUCGAUUAGCAAGUUCAUGGCCUUUGUCCACACAAGUGUCAACCAAACAUCCCAGGCUUACCUGAGUAAUGAGCAACGCUACAACUACACAACUCCCAAGUCUUUUCUGGAGUUCAUCAGACUCUACCAGAGCUUGUUGGAUAGAAAUGGAAAAGAACUCAAGUCCAAGGUGGAGCGGCUUGAGAACGGACUGUUGAAGCUUCACAGCACCUCGACCCAGGUGGAUGAUCUGAAAGCCAAGCUAGCCACCCAGGAAGUGGAGCUGAAGCAGAGGAAUGAAGACGCAGACAAGCUGAUUCAGGUAGUGGGUGUGGAGACCACCAAGGUGAGCAGAGAGAAAGCCAUCGCAGACCAGGAGGAACAGAAGGUGGCCCUCAUCAUGCAGGAGGUGCAGCAGAAGCAGAAGGACUGUGGGGAGGAUCUGGCUAGAGCAGAGCCUGCCCUCGCCGCUGCCCAGGCAGCCCUCAACACACUCAACAAGACCAACCUGACAGAGUUGAAGUCAUUUGGUUCCCCACCUCUGGCCGUCAGCAACGUAAGUGCUGCAGUGAUGGUGCUCAUGGCCCCCGGGGGCAAGGUGCCCAAGGACCGCAGCUGGAAGGCUGCCAAGAUCACCAUGGCCAAGGUGGACAGCUUCCUCGACUCCCUAAUCCACUUUGACAAGGAGAACAUCCCUGAGAACUGCCUCAAAGCCAUCAGGCCAUAUCUGCAAGACCCAGAGUUCAACCCAGAGUUUGUGGCCACCAAAUCCUAUGCAGCUGCGGGCCUCUGCUCUUGGGUUAUAAACAUCGUGAAGUUCUACGAGGUGUUCUGUGAUGUGCAACCCAAGCGUCAAGCUUUGAGCAAAGCCACCUCAGACCUCACAGCUGCCCAGGAGAAGCUGGCCGCCAUCAAAGCCAAGAUCACUCACCUUAACGAAAAUCUGGCAAAGCUCACCGCCAAGUUUGAGAAAGCAACGGCUGAGAAACUCAAGUGUCAGCAAGAAGCUGAAGUGACUGCAGGCACCAUCUCCCUUGCAAACCGCCUGGUUGGAGGACUCGUUUCUGAAAAUGUAAGGUGGGCUGAAGCUGUGCAGGACUUCAAACAACAGGAAAGGACGUUGUGUGGAGACAUUCUGUUUACUACAGCUUUCAUUUCCUACUUGGGUUUCUUUACAAAAAAGUACCGGCAGAGCCUUGUGGAUGGGACCUGGAGACCCUAUCUGAGCCAGCUGAAAGUUCCCAUCCCAGCCACCUUGACGCUGGACCCCCUGAGGAUGCUGGCCGAUGAUGCUGAUGUGGCUGCCUGGCAGAAUGAGGGGCUUCCUGCAGACCGCAUGUCAAUGGAGAAUGCCACCAUCCUUAUCAACUGUGAGCGCUGGCCGCUCAUGGUCGACCCUCAGCUGCAAGGCAUCAAAUGGAUCAAGAACAAAUAUGGAGAGAACCUCCAGGUCACCCAGAUUGGUCAGAAAGGCUACCUUCAAACCAUAGAGCAUGCCCUGGAAGCUGGCACUGUGGUGCUGAUUGAAAACCUGGAGGAAUCCGUUGAUCCUGUUCUGGGGCCUCUACUUGGGAGAGAAGUCAUUAAAAAGGGACGAUUCAUUAAAAUUGGAGACAAAGAGUGUGAAUACAACCCCAAAUUCCGGCUCAUCCUUCACACCAAACUGGCCAACCCUCACUACCAACCUGAGCUGCAGGCUCAGGCCACCCUGAUCAACUUUACUGUGACCAGGGAUGGCUUGGAGGACCAGCUGCUGGCUGCAGUGGUUAGUAUGGAGAGACCAGACCUGGAGCAGUUGAAGUCGGAUCUCACAAAGCAGCAGAACGGAUUCAAAAUCACACUCAAGACAUUAGAAGACAACCUGCUGUCUCGCCUCUCUUCAGCCUCAGGAAACUUCCUGGGAGAAACUUCCUUGGUGGAGAACCUGGAAGUCACCAAGAAAACUGCUGCGGAGGUGGAGGACAAGGUCCAGGAAGCCAAGUUGACUGAAGUGAAAAUCAACGAGGCCCGAGAACACUAUCGACCAGCAGCUGCCCGAGCCUCUCUGCUCUACUUCAUCAUGAAUGACCUCAGCAAGAUACACCCAAUGUACCAGUUCUCCCUCAAGGCCUUCAGCAUUGUCUUCCAGAAGGCUGUGGAGAGGGCCGCUCCUGGUGAAAACCUCAAAGAACGAGUGACCAAUCUAAUAGACAGCAUAACCUUCUCAGUGUACCAGUAUACCACACGUGGGCUCUUUGAGUGUGAUAAGCUAACCUACCUUGCCCAGCUCACCUUUCAGAUCCUCCUCAUGAACCAGGAAGUCAAUGUAGCAGAGUUGGAUUUCCUGCUUCGAUCUCCGGUGCAGACAGGAAUACCCAGCCCAGUGGAGUUCCUCUCCCACCAAGCCUGGGGAGGCAUCAAGGCACUUUCAUCAAUGGAAGAAUUCUGCAAUCUGGAUCGAGAUAUUGAGGGAUCUGCCAAGAGCUGGAAAAAGUUUGUGGAGUCCGAGUGUCCCGAGAAGGAGAAGUUCCCCCAGGAGUGGAAAAACAAGACAGCUCUGCAGCGCCUCUGCAUGAUGAGGGCCAUGCGGCCUGACCGGAUGACCUAUGCCAUGCGAGAUUUUGUUGAGGAGACGUUGGGAAACAAAUAUGUGGUGGGAAGAGCACUUGAUUUUGCAUCCUCAUUUGAAGAAUCAGGACCAGCCACUCCCAUGUUUUUUAUCCUGUCUCCAGGGGUGGACCCACUGAAAGACGUGGAAAAUCAAGGAAAAAAACUUGGAUAUACUUUCAACAAUCGGAACUUUCAUAACGUGUCUCUGGGGCAAGGACAAGAGGUGGUGGCUGAGGCUGCACUGGAUCUGGCUGCCAAGAAAGGUCACUGGGUUAUUCUGCAGAACAUCCAUCUUGUGGCCAAGUGGCUCAAUACCCUGGAGAAGAAGCUGGAGGAGCUCAGCCAAGACAGCCACCCAGAGUUCAGGAUCUUCAUCAGCGCUGAGCCUGCACCCUCCCCUGAGGGCCACAUCAUUCCCCAGGGCAUUCUGGAAAACUCCAUUAAGAUCACCAAUGAGCCCCCCACGGGCAUGCAUGCCAACCUGCACAAAGCCCUGGACAACUUCACUCAGGACACUCUGGAGAUGUGUUCCCGGGAGACGGAGUUCAAGAGCAUCCUCUUUGUUCUUUGUUACUUUCAUGCUGUGGUGGCAGAAAGACGGAAGUUUGGGCCACAGGGAUGGAAUCGGUCCUACCCUUUUAACGUUGGGGACCUCACUAUCUCAGUAAAUGUGCUCUACAAUUUCCUGGAGGCUAAUGCAAAGGUGCCCUAUGAUGACUUGCGCUACCUGUUUGGUGAGAUCAUGUAUGGAGGCCAUAUCACAGACGACUGGGACAGGAGGCUCUGCAGAACCUAUCUGGAAGAAUUCAUCAAGCCAGAAAUGGUGGAAGGGGAGCUCUCCCUGGCCCCGGGGUUCCCACUCCCAGGCAACAUGGACUACAGCAGUUACCAUCGGUACAUCGAUACCGAGCUGCCCCCAGAGUCGCCCUACCUUUAUGGCCUCCACCCCAAUGCGGAGAUCGGCUUCCUGACCCAGACAUCAGAAAAGCUCUUCCGCACAGUGCUGGAACUGCAGCCUCGGGACAGUCAAGCUGGAGAUGGAGCUGGGACCACAAGGGAAGAAAAGGUCAAGGCCGUUCUGGAAGAAAUACUGGAACGGGUGACAGAUGAGUUUAAUAUCCCAGAGCUGAUGGCCAAAGUGGAGGAGCGCACGCCUUACAUUGUAGUGGCCUUCCAGGAAUGCGAACGUAUGAACAUCCUUACCAGAGAGAUCCAGCGCUCACUUCGGGAACUGCACCUCGGCUUAAAGGGAGAGUUGACCAUGACCAGCAACAUGGAAAACCUACAGAAUGCCCUGUAUCUAGAUGCAGUGCCAGAGCCCUGGGCUAGGCGAGCCUACCCUUCCACAGCAGGCUUGGCAGCCUGGUUUCUGGACCUCCUCAACAGAAUCAAGGAGCUGGAGGCCUGGACAGGUGACUUUGUGAUGCCCUCCACUGUGUGGCUGACAGGCUUCUUCAACCCGCAGUCCUUCCUGACUGCUAUCAUGCAGUCCACGGCACGCAAGAAUGAAUGGCCACUAGACCAGAUGGCCCUGCAAUGUGACGUGACCAAGAAGAGCAGAGAGGAGGUCAGGAAUACUCCUCGGGAAGGGGCCUACAUCCACGGCCUCUUCAUAGAAGGUGCCCGCUGGGAUACACAGGCUGGAAUCGUUACAGAGGCGAAGCUGAAGGACCUGACACCCCCCAUGCCUGUGAUGUUCCUCAAGGCCAUCCCAGCAGAUAAGCAGGAUCGCCGCAGUAUCUAUGCUUGUCCUGUGUACAAGACUUGUCAGCGGGGACCCACCUACGUGUGGACCUUCAACCUAAAGACUAAGGAAAACCCAUCUAAGUGGGUUCUGGCUGGUGUCGCCUUGCUUCUCCAAGUUUAGUUUCCUGCAGGCCCUGGGGAACAAGGGAGGAGGCUGGAUGGACGUUCCCUAACAGGACAGGUGGGUGAGGGGUGACGGCAGAUGCUAAAUCAUUGAGCACUGAAUUUCUGUAGUAGACCUAAGGAGCCUAAAGUGAGGGUGAGCUAGCCAGUGGGCCUAAGAAUGAUGGGAGAAUUCUGUAGUCGCGAAUCUUUUCCAAUAAAAGGAUUUAUUCA
This is a messenger RNA of Nannospalax galili (Upper Galilee mountains blind mole rat), 13786 nucleotides long. RefSeq names its product dynein axonemal heavy chain 9 (gene Dnah9). Gene Ontology annotation, cellular component: dynein complex. Gene Ontology annotation, molecular function: ATP hydrolysis activity; minus-end-directed microtubule motor activity; dynein intermediate chain binding. The record is from RefSeq and is a predicted model, not a curated record. The coding region runs from base 111 to 13571 and encodes 4486 amino acids. The transcript is spliced from 69 exons. Lineage: Eukaryota; Metazoa; Chordata; Mammalia; Rodentia; Spalacidae. Gene Ontology annotation, biological process: microtubule-based movement.